AGGUGGCCUCAGCAACAUGCUGUUUCAGUGCUCACUACCCGAUGCCAUCGAGACAGUGGCAGAUGAACCACGGAAGGUUCUCCUGCGCUUAUAUGGUGCAAUCCUGCAGAUGAGGUCCUGUAAUAAAGGAGAGUCUGUACAGUCUCAGAAGGAAAAUGACUUGCAAGGGGCAGAAGCCAUGGUUCUGGAAAGUGUUAUGUUUGCCAUUCUUGCAGAGAGAGCUCUUGGCCCAAAGCUGUAUGGAAUCUUUCCACAAGGGCGACUGGAGGAGUUCAUUCCCAGCAGGAAACUAAGUACUGAAGAACUAAGCUUACCUGACAUAUCUGCUGAAAUAGCUGAGAAGAUGGCCCGAUUUCAUGGAAUGAAAAUGCCAUUUAAUAAAGAACCGAAGUGGCUUUUUGGAACAAUGGAAAAGUAUCUAAAUCAAGUGCUGAGGAUUAAAUUUACCAGAGAAUCUAAAACUCAAAAACUGAACAAACUCCUCAGUUACAAUCUUCCGCAGGAAAUGAAAAAUCUAAGAGCUAUGCUUGAAGCUACUUCAUCACCAGUUGUGUUUUGCCACAAUGACUGUCAAGAAGGUAAUGUCUUGCUUCUGGAAGGCAGAGAGAAUUUGGAAAACCAAAAGCUGAUGCUCAUUGAUUUUGAAUACAGCAGCUUCUUUUUCAGAGGAUUUGAUAUUGGAAAUCACUUCUGUGAAUGGAUGUAUGAUUACACAUACGAGAAGUACCCUUUCUUCAAAGCUAGUGUUCUUAAGUAUCCUUCAAAGAAGCAACAGCUUCAUUUUAUCUCCAGUUACCUGUCUGCAUUCCAUGAUGGCUUUGAAAAUCUGAGCAACGAAGACAAGUCCAAACUAGAAGAAGAAGUGUUGAUAGAAGUUAACAGGUUUGCCCUUGCAUCACACUUCUUCUGGGGUCUGUGGUCCAUUAUACAAGCAAAGAUCUCAUCCAUUGAGUUUGGCUACCUGGAAUACGCAUUAUCCAGAUUCGAUGUGUACUUUGAUCAGAAGAGGAAGCUGAAGGUGUGAAUGUGGGAGGAGUGGCCUGUUGGUUACUGUACAAAGAGGGCAGCUGGACAGAACUUACACUGUGCUUAGGCUACUGUAUCUAACGAAGGUGUCACUGAAUUCCAGUUCCUUGGAACGCAGGUGUACAGGACUGAAGACUAUAAAAAGGACUUAUUUACAGUUGCAUAAAUACUUGGGAUGAGAUUGGGAGACAAAAGUAAAAUACAACAGUGCAAUAUCUUUAAAUCUUUUUGAUCUAGAAGGUAUUUUAUAUUACUGGAGAAGCUUACAAUUAAGUGUCCAUACCACAUGCACCAGAGCAAACAGUGUUACUGUGAGUACAUUGUCUAGGGGGGUGUUGGUGUUAUGGUUGAUGUUGUGAGUGGAACAGCUGUAAAAGGUGAUUCAUUUAUGUACUGCCUCAUAAUGAGAAGAAGCGAAGGAGACAACUUAAAACUGUGAAGUAGGUUUAAAAUCUUACUGUGAGAUGAAGUUCAACACGCCCCAUGAACACUAUCUUCAAAGCUGCUGAUACAUUACACCACUCUAACCAUAAAGCAA
Messenger RNA from Leptosomus discolor (cuckoo roller), 1564 nucleotides. The record is from RefSeq and is a predicted model, not a curated record. Lineage: Eukaryota; Metazoa; Chordata; Aves; Leptosomiformes; Leptosomidae.